Messenger RNA from Ambispora leptoticha, 2379 nucleotides. The record is from the annotation of a GenBank genome assembly. NCBI's taxonomy places the organism in Eukaryota, Fungi, Glomeromycota, Glomeromycetes, Archaeosporales, Ambisporaceae.
AUGGCACAAAGGACACAUAAGCGCACACGGCUAAAUAGCAGCAGCAAUACAAAUAUAAACGUUUCCAACAACUCGACAGAUCUCUCUCCGGUUGUCUUAAAUUCUUCUUCAAUACCUGCACCUAUUAGUCAAACUGAAAACACGCUAGGCCUCGCAACAAAUGCCUCUAAGGAACAUUUAAUAUUUUCUUCCAACAAGCCGUUAAUUGGCCUGCAAAAUAACGUUUCUGAACGUGCUGAGAAACUAGGAUUGAAGCCACCUCCCAAAAAGUUAGUUAUAAGACCUUUAAAAGAAAAGCCCAAAUUACCGGAUAACUAUGAAGAGCUUACAUGGGCCAAAUUGCAAAAGGCGAUUAGAGCAAUCCAUAAUAGUCAGCCUGCAAGUGAUAGCCUCGAAGAGUUGUAUAAAGCUUGUGAGAAUCUAUGUCUUCAUAAAAUGGCCAAUUCUUUAUAUGAAAGACUUAAAAAUGAAAUUGAAGUUCAUAUUGUAAACGAACAUGCCAACAAUCCAGCCGAAAGUGAUAUCUUUUUAUUGUCGAUCAAUCAACUAUGGAAGGAUCAUCAACAACAAAUGGGAUUGAUAAGGAGUAUUUUCUUAUAUCUAGAUCGUACAUAUGUGCUUCGGAAUUCAGGAAUAGCAUCAUUAUGGGAUAUGGGCAUCGAUUUAUUUCGAAAACAUAUCAUGUCUCCAACUGGUCCAUUAAGACAAAAGACACGCGAAGGGUUGAUAACUCUGAUUACAAAGGAAAGGGAUGGUGAAUCUGUUGACCGCAGUCUUCUUCACUCGCUCAUUCGAAUGCAUAUAGAUCUUUCUAUUUAUAACACUGCUUUUGAGAGUUAUUUCUUGCAAGCUACUCGGGAUUAUUAUGAUAAAGAAGCUCAGCGUUUAUUAGAAGUAAUGGAGAUUCCUGAAUAUUUACAUCAUGUUCAAAAUCGGCUGGAAAAAGAAAGUGAAAGAAAUAGAGCAUACUUAGACCGUAAAACGAAAAUGAAUUUAAUAAAGGCAGUUGAAUCUAUGUUGUUAGAAAAUCAUUUAGAUUUAAUAUUGGAAAAAGGUUUUCCGGAGAUGAUGAAUCGAGAACAACAAAAAGAUCUGGCUUUACUUUAUGAUCUAUUUCAACAAGUUUCUGCUCUUGACUUGUUACGUACCAGUUUUGGCGUAUAUAUAAAGAAAACUGGAACUGCAAUUGUUACAGAUACUGAACGUGAUCCUCAUAUGGUUGAAGAUUUAUUGGAUCUUAAGGGAAAAUUGGAUGACAUAGUUUAUAAUUCAUUCCGUAAAAAUCCAAAUUUCCUGAAUACAUUAAAAGAAAGCUUUGAGACUUUUAUAAAUCAACGUCAAAACAAGCCAGCCGAAUUGAUAGCCAAAUAUCUGGACGCCAAGUUGAAGGCAAAUAAGGGUAUGAAUGAAGAUGAGAUGGACCAAAUUAUGGAUGAUGCGUUACUCUUGUUUAGAUAUAUUCAAGGGAAAGACAUUUUCGAAGCUUUCUAUAAACGUGACUUGGCAAAACGUCUUCUAUUAAAUAAAAGUGCAUCGAAAGAUGCUGAAAAGAGCAUGCUAUUGAGGUUAAAGCAAGAAUGUGGCGCAGGAUUCACAAGCAAACUUGAGGGCAUGUUCAAGGAUAUAGAUCUAUCACGUGACAUAAUACGAACGUUUAGAACCUCGAAACUUGCAAAGGAAAUUGAGCACACUAAAAUCGAAUUAGAUGUCAAUGUUCUGACACAGGGAUUUUGGCCUACUUAUCCACCCUCACCUGCAAAUAUACCACCUUACGUGGAUCUUUGCCAAAAAAAAUUUCAAGAGUUUUAUCUUACAAAAUAUGCUGGUCGCAAUCUCAAAUGGCAGAACUCUCUAGGAAUGGCAAUAUUAUCAGCACAUUUUCCUAAGAAAAAAAAGGAAUUAAUGGUGAGCUGUUUCCAAGCUGUGGUCUUAUUGCAAUUUAAUGAUUUGUCGCCGGAAACAAAGGAGCUUGAGCGAACCCUUCAAUCUCUUGCUUGCGGCAAAGCUAAAGUUAUUAACAAGCAUCCAAUAGGACGUGACAUUAAUACCACGGAUGAGUUUUCCUUUAACGAAGAGUUUGAACAUAAAUUGACUAGAAUUAAGAUAAAUUCCAUUCAACUAAAGGAGACGUCGGAAGAAAACUUAAUGACAACAGAACGAGUAUUUCUUGAUCGACAAUACCAAGUAGACGCUGCUCUUGUCCGUAUAAUGAAGAUGAGGAAGAAACUUGGCCAUAAUCAACUUAUCUCCGAGCUAAUUAAACAACUAAAAUUCAAAUCUCACGUAGCAGACAUCAAAAAGCGAAUUGAGUCACUAAUUGAUCGCGAGUAUCUAGAAAGAGACAAAGAAGAUCCCACUAAAUUAAUUUACUUGGCGUAA